CCCCCCCCUUUCCACCUCGCUCCCUUUCUCCUCCUUUUAUCUGCUCCCUCCCCUCCUUCAGGCGCGGUAGCAUCAUGAGAUCCCAGCUGGCCGCCCGGACGCGCACCCUCCUGGGCCGCAGCGUCUCCCUGCCUCUCACCCGGUCGGUCCUGCCUCCUGGGCCGGUGCUUCGGGGCUUUUCGAGCGUGGCCCCGGUCCCGGCUGACCCGGUGGAAGGGGCCCCCUUCAAUGUGCUGUCUCUUCGGGCCGAAACGGUGGUCCAGCCGGAGAUCGACCCGGCCGGCCAUGUGUCCCGGCCGUCGGUGUCUGAGCUCUUCCGCGAGCUGACCCAGCGUUCGUUGAUUGCCGGCAUCACGCAUGAGGGUGUCCGUGACUUGCCAUACCAUUCGGCGGUCGAUGCCGAGCCGCUGUGCGCGUAUUCCGGCUUCGACCCGACUGCCAGCAGCCUGCACAUCGGCAACCUGAUCAGCAUCAUUGUCCUGUCACACUUCGCCUCGUUUGGCCAUCAUGCCGUGGGUCUGAUCGGCGGUGCCACUGGCGAGGUCGGCGACCCGAGCUUCCGCACCACCUCCCGCACCCACCAGGCCCAGUCGCAGGUGUCCUCGAAUGCCUCGUCCCUGGAGCAGCAGCUGGCCACGCUGCUGCUGCGGGGCUCUUCUUUGGCCCUUUCGCAUCGCCUGGAGCGGCAGACCCUCUUCGGCGGGGAUGCCGAGGGCCUGGCCGCACAGCAGGCCCGGGCGUACCCCUUCGCGCCCACCUACCUGGAUCACAUGCUGGCCGAGGUGGAGGUGCCGGAGGCACUGUUCAAUGCCUCGCCCGGGGCGGAGGCCGAGCAGGAGACCGUUGCCGCUGUGGCGGCCGAGCGCCGGACCGUCGCCGGGAUGCUGCAGGGCGCCGGGCCGGUGCCGGUGGCUGGGCCGACGGCCGCGGCGCCGGGGCUAGCCACGCGUGCGGCUCGGGCCGGGGCUGCCGGGGGCCAGGUGGAGCUCCUGAACAAUCGGCGCUUCUACGAGGGGCUUGGGCUGUUGGACUUCCUGCGGGACGUCGGGUCCCGGGUCCGGGUGCAGCAAAUGAUCGGCCGGGAUAGCAUCCGGUCGCGGCUGGCCCCGGCCGGGACCACGGGCGGGGACUCCGGCGAUGGUCUGUCGCUGGCGGAAUUCACGUACCAAAUCCUGCAGGCGUACGACUUCUACCGGCUCUUCCGGGACCGAUCUUGCCGGGUGCAAAUCGGUGGCAGCGAUCAGUGGGGCAACAUCGUGGCCGGUGUCGACCUGAUUGGAUCGAUGCCGGACACGGCGGCCACGCUGAAGCCGGCCGGCUGGUGGCGCGCUGACGGCCCGGCCCCCCCCGGGCCCGGUGACCACGCCAAUCCAUCGGAUGUCGGCCUGGCCAUCGGCAUGACCACUCCCCUGGUGACCGAUUCCCAGGGGCGCAAGUUCGGCAAGUCCCUCGGCAAUGCCAUCUGGCUGGACGCCGCGCAGACGUCGCCCUUCCACUUGUUCCAGUUUUUCCGCCACGCAGUCCCGGAUGCCGAUGUCGGCCGCAUGCUCCAGUACUACACCUUCCUCGGGCCGGCGUCCAUCCAGGCCGUGCUCAAUGCCCAUGCCGACACGCUCGGCGAGCGGGGCGUCGCGCAGAAUGUCCUGGCCUUCGAGGUCACGCGCCUGGUGCAUGGUGAGCUGGCCGCCAUCCGGAGCUACAAUGCCAGUCGGCUGCUCUUCUCGUCGGAAAUCCAGCAGGGUCGGACGUCGGCCACCGCGCGCGAGCUGGGCCCGGUGCCGCGCCCGCUGGAGUCCGCGCCGCGGCGUGCCCUGGCCGCGGCCCUCACGGCGACCGGCCUGCCAGGGUGGACUCUGGACGCCUGGGUCAACCCGGCGGUCGGAGCCAUCACCGCCCUGGCUACCGAUGCCAAGCUCGCCGCCCUGUCCAGCGUGGUCCCCUGCCACCGGGUCCCGAUCGGGGACAUCCUGCGCCGGGGGACCGACCAGGCCCCGGUCACCGUGGCCGGGCUGUGCGUUGAUGUGGGCCUGUGCGCCUCGCGCGGCGAGGCCAUUCGCCUGGCCACGCAGGGGGCCCUGUAUGUGAACAACCGGCAGAUCGGCCCGGCCGAAGUUCGCCGGCCACUGGACCAGGGGCUGCUGGCUACCGGGGACAAGCCGGAGGAUGGCGAUCUGGCCACCUCGGCCUGGGCCACGGCUGUCAGCGCCGGGGUCGAGCCGUUGGCCGGUCCGCUGCCGGCCCUGCCCGAAACCCUGCUCGGAAGCCUGACCCUGCAUGAGCGCUGGCUGGUCAUCCGGGCCGGCAAGCGCCCGCCAGCAGUGGUGGAGAUCACCGCCGGGGAGUCGACGGCAGUCGCGUAGGCGUGUGCGCUCUCCGAGCAGCCACCACCACCACAACACCGGUGUCGCCGCGCGCAAGGAUCCCCGCCCGGCGCUCGUGUGCUUUUGCCUUUGCUCCCCCCCCCCCCCC
Messenger RNA from Fonticula alba, 2469 nucleotides. RefSeq lists its product as hypothetical. The transcript has 5 exons. Gene Ontology annotation, cellular component: mitochondrion; cytosol. Gene Ontology annotation, molecular function: RNA binding; ATP binding; tyrosine-tRNA ligase activity. The coding region runs from base 75 to 2360 and encodes 761 amino acids. NCBI's taxonomy places the organism in Eukaryota, Rotosphaerida, Fonticulaceae. Gene Ontology annotation, biological process: tRNA aminoacylation for protein translation. The record is from RefSeq and is a predicted model, not a curated record.